Messenger RNA from Kwoniella mangroviensis CBS 8507, 708 nucleotides. RefSeq lists its product as uncharacterized. NCBI's taxonomy places the organism in Eukaryota, Fungi, Basidiomycota, Tremellomycetes, Tremellales, Cryptococcaceae. The transcript has a single exon. The coding region runs from base 1 to 708 and encodes 235 amino acids. The record is from RefSeq and is a predicted model, not a curated record.
AUGUCCUUGACCGACUCUACACCAUCUUCCGACAUUGUGUUCACGACUGACAAUCCACCAUUCGAUUGGUUGACGGUCUCUCCAGCUGAAGCCAAGUUUUUCUCAAAUGAUCGGAGGACACAACUGCGAUUUUAUACAGCUCCAUCAGGCAACCACGUGAGCACACGCGUUGGGUCAGCCUAUAUCUAUCGUGGUCGAACACAAGGCAUCGCCAGCCAAGGCUCUAUCACGGAUGGAAACGAAUUAGUACCGACCCAUUCAAAUAUUCAGAGUUUGGAGACUAGAGGCGGUAUGGGGCUCAAGCAACACUCCAUCGUCGAUGAGUCUUUCGUGAAGGUGCAGAGUGCAGGAGUUCACAGGAUUAGUGAAUUUGUCGUCAAACCUAAUGAAGGAUGGAAGGUAUCUGUCUCGAACACCGGAGAUUCUAUGACUUUUACCCCUUCAUCAGACAACGGGACAUUCCAAUUGAUCGAAUCUGCUUGCGAGACUCAUCCCAAUCGGGCACUCGUACAGUUAGUAUUUGAAAGGUCCGGUUGGCCCGGCUAUGGAUCCAAUCUUGAACCGCAAAGUCAUCCUACGAUGGACAACUUUGAUGCUGUAGAAUCAGGUUGUCUAUACUAUAUCUGGAGGGAUCUGGGUAAUGAUGAUACCAGAACAGGAACUUUUAGUCCUGAUCGUUAUUACGCUCAGGGCGCUCUGGGAAGAUAG